Amoebophrya sp. A25 is the source of this 204-nucleotide messenger RNA. The record is from the annotation of a GenBank genome assembly. NCBI's taxonomy places the organism in Eukaryota, Dinophyceae, Syndiniales, Amoebophryaceae.
GAGAGCAGAGGCUGCGGAAGAAAGUAGAGCAGCAGUACUCAGACUAGGAGGGGGAUCUUCUACUCCUACACAUUCUUCCAACAUGUUGAAGGGGAACAAAAUAGUAACUGUAGAUCUUUCAUCAGAGCCACACGAUGACGAGGAAGAGGCCGGAUUAUCCUCUACAUUGGGGACACAGCAACUGAAGGCGCAAAUUCAAGCCUU